This is a messenger RNA of Tribolium castaneum (red flour beetle), 1011 nucleotides long. RefSeq lists its product as uncharacterized. Lineage: Eukaryota; Metazoa; Arthropoda; Insecta; Coleoptera; Tenebrionidae. The record is from RefSeq and is a predicted model, not a curated record. The transcript has a single exon. The coding region runs from base 153 to 848 and encodes 231 amino acids. Gene Ontology annotation, molecular function: oxidoreductase activity, acting on single donors with incorporation of molecular oxygen, incorporation of two atoms of oxygen. Gene Ontology annotation, cellular component: mitochondrion.
GUGGAUCAAUAUUGUUUUGACAGAUCGCAUCCUGCGUUUAGCCGCGUCCAGCUGAUUUCUGUCACUUUGAAUUUCCAAUCAAUCGAUAGCCCCCGUGUUUAUUUCCAGUUUUCGCUCCUUAGAACCGUCCAAACAUUGUUUCCCUUGACCUGAUGCUGAUAAAAAUGCUAACGAGUCAAAUCGGCACUGUUUUGAAACAAGCAGUCACCACCUUCACCAACAAAGAGCUGUUCUUCCAAAACAUGGAGAUCCUCAAAGCCCUUUUGGACAAAACCACCGCCGAGGACGUGAACCUGCACCCCCAGUUCAUGACAGAGGCCCUGUGGCAGCGCCCCAACAAGGCCCCAGUGACCUACAUUGACAUCUACGAGGAUUAUAACCUCACAAUCGGCAUUUUCAUUCUCAAACCCGAUAUGAAGCUGCCCCUGCACAACCACCCCCAGAUGCACGGGCUCAUUAAGGUGGUCGGGGGGAAACUCAAAGUCACCAGUUACUCGCUAAACACUGAAAAGACGCGGCAAGUGGACGGGAAGGCCCCCCCAGGGUCGAAGUUCCUAACAGCCGAAAAAUGCGCCGAGAAUUUACUAGAAACCCACAGUGAGUGUUGUGUGCUUGAACCCGAAGUGCGGAAUUUACACGAGAUUGAGAGUGUGGGGGGCCCAGCGGCGUUCAUUGACAUUUUGGCGCCCCCUUACGAGACUGUUAUUCCGGGGAAUGGGGCACGCAAGUGCUCCUAUUUCCGGGUCUUGAGGGAGGUGGCCCCCAGUGUGUUCAGAAUGCAGGAAAUCACCUCGCCUAGUUGGUACUGGACUGACUCGUUUCCCUACACAGGACCGGACUUGUCCUAGCGAAGGGCUUAAUCUAAUUUCUGUUAUCUAGUCUCUUUAGCUUAGGACUUGCCAGUGUAUAAUUCCGUUCUUGUGAUAAGAUAACGCAUAUUAAGUUUAAAAUUUGUCUAAAAAUGUUUUAUUCAACAGAACUGCUUUUUUAAUAAAUCUGAAGUCUUGGUUA